This is a messenger RNA of Symbiodinium sp. CCMP2592, 477 nucleotides long. NCBI's taxonomy places the organism in Eukaryota, Dinophyceae, Suessiales, Symbiodiniaceae. The record is from the annotation of a GenBank genome assembly.
AUGGACGCGGCGGUUGUUUCUGUUUUCAGGAAUGGCGAUUAUCUUCUGACAACGUACAACAAGGUGAAGCGGUGUCCGCGGGACGGUUCAAGCACAUGCAUGACUGUAGCUGGCCAAGGAGGCAAAGGAAACGGCAUCGACCAGCUUGACGAUCCUCGGGGAGUUGCCGAAGAGAGCAACGGCGACUUCAUUGUCGCUGACAGAGGAAAUCCACGCGUGCAGCGGUGCCCAGCUGAUGGUUCUGGGAAGUGUUCAACAGCUGGUGGGAAUGGAGUGGGGCACAAGCUGAAUCAAAUGCAGCCUGGUGCUGUGAGAAUCUUUCGAGAUUCCUACCUCUCGGACCUUGGCUCCAUGUGUGUGCUGCAGUGCUUUCAGAGCGGCUCAGGCGGCUCAGAUCUCUAUGACAGAUGCGUUGCAGUUCUUGCUGGGCUCUGCUCUCCGGUUGCCUUUGCGAUGGCCCGAAUGGCGGAUACCUGA